AUGACGGACUCAUUCAACCUCCCUCUGCGCCCUAUCCUAGACCGGAAUGAUCGACCAGACACGCUGCCCGUCGAUAUCGCCCAGAUCAACAACCAGUGGGGUUCAUUUCGCGAUGUGAAUGAAGAGGUCCUCCGAAACAAGAUUGCAGAAGACAAGGACAAGGAUGGGAUCGACGAGGAGCAGAGUGAAGAUGGAACCGAUCUUGACUCUACAGAGCGGCUGGAGCAGCUUUACAAGCGACGCGCCGAUAUCACUCAGUUCGCUAUGCAAGCCCACAUGGAGACUAUGUUCGCGCUCGAUUUCGUCUCUCUGUUACUCUCGAAGCAGGCCCCGCGUCAAGCCGAAACGUCCAUGUCCGCCUAUCUCAAGCAAGUCGCGCCCCUGGGUUCCCUCAACGCCGAGGUCGUGAACCCUCCACCGAAGCCGGAAUCUACGGUGAAAGAUAUUUCGGCAGUAUCGAGGGGCUGGCGGGUCCAGAACUUCAAAGGGGCUGCAAAUAAGCUACUACAGGCCGCCUCCAGGCUCGAAACCGAAGUGACGUCCGAGACCCGCUAUUGGAAUGAGGUGUUGGCCGUCAAAAACAAAGGCUGGAAGGUUUCCCGACUUCCUCGAGAAAAACAAGCGCUCGGUGUGCAGUAUGGAUUCCUCGAGGCCACCCCGGUUUUCCGCGACCGUGGGCUUGCCUCUUUACGCCGCGCCGAGGAUGGCAGCCUGCUGCUAGAUAAGGGGCUUGUUCCCUCAAAAGCACGCUUCGUUCGGGUACGGGUGUUACAAAGUGGCCGGCUCUCAGGUUGCUCGCAACCAACAAAUCCUGUGUUCAGCAGCGAGGAAACGAUUGAAGGCCGCAUUCUACAGGCACGAGACACUGUCUUUGAAGAAGAGCUCUUCCAUGAACUAGUUCGAGAAGCUAAAGCAAUUGCGGGCUUUGGCGUAAUCACGCGUCAGAAUCUGAUCCAAGUCCCUGCAUCAGAAGAUCUCGAGAUCUUGCUGGAUCUGGUGGACGCCGAUCAAAGCUACUUACAGACCGACCACCUUACCUCUAAACAAGGCAAUUCUAUUGCAGAAGGGCUGGCUCAUACGAUUCGCAUCCUGUUGGCAUAUGCCCACCGCCAAAGUUUGCAACGCCGAACACUCCUCCCACUUCCCCUGAUCCCCAAGAAGCGAACAGUCCCCGAACACCAACUCCUUCGCCCGGCUCUAGCCUACGUCCAACAUAUGUCUCACACGCAAUGGUUGAAGUCAUUAUUGAACGAUCUUUUCGGCGUGCUACAAUCAGCAGACAUGAGCCCUCCGGCGUAUACGGCAGAUGUCUUUUCAACUGAGCAGGGGAAAGCACCCCAAGUCCCCGCCGUUGAAGCCCUUGUCGAAAACUUCCUCAAGCCAUUCGAGUCUACCUUCAAAGGGGAGUUUUUGACCCCACGUGGCUCCUUUUCAAUCUCAAUAUCCACCAAUCUUUCCUCGCCGCCAUAUGGUACCAGCUUUGAUGUGUCAUUCAAUAUGCCCUCAAAUCCAGACCUGAAGUCCCCCGGCCGUCUUUCGCAGAGGGAAGAAGUGGAGGCUGCCAUCACCCAUCUCUUCUUAAUUGAUGUCGUCUUUGCCAUCGCAUCCGAUGAAACCCCCGGAAGCAAACCCGAGAACCAAGCCUCAGGCUCGUGGGAAGCGAUUUCCCCCCAACGUGGUGAACUCCUUCUGUCUUCUGAUUCACUCAAGCGCAAGAAAAUGAAAAUCAAACUCUCCCGCCAUGAGCUAUCCCUGGAGACUUGCAAUGUGCGUUGUUUCAACGGCACCGGACAGGGCACAAAAGAAGACACCUCUUUGGAAUCCGAGUCCCGUAUUUGGAAGCCCUCCACCCCUUCGUCCUUGAUGGACCAUGUCCGAGACAUCACGGCCCGGAGCCAUUGA
Penicillium olsonii is the source of this 1902-nucleotide messenger RNA. The record is from the annotation of a GenBank genome assembly. Lineage: Eukaryota; Fungi; Ascomycota; Eurotiomycetes; Eurotiales; Aspergillaceae.